GUCCCUCCCUCUUCUCUGCCUCCCGGUAGCCGGCGGCGGCGUCUUAGGGUACAAUGGACGCUUCCCAGUCGGCGACUGCGCCUCACGGGGCAGAAGCGUCCUGCUCUUCCUGGGGGGCCGGCAGUACAAAUACAAAUUUACCCAUCAUGUCAACAGAGUUUGUGGAGAUAGAUGAUGCUUUAUACAGUCGACAGAGAUACGUUCUUGGAGACACAGCAAUGCAGAAGAUGGCCAAGUCCCAUGUUUUCUUAAGUGGUAUGGGUGGUCUUGGUUUGGAAAUCGCAAAGAAUCUUGUUCUUGCAGGGAUUAAGGCACUUACAAUUCAUGAUACAGAAAAAUGUCAAGCAUGGGAUCUAGGAACCAACUUUUUUGUCUGUGAAGAUGAUGUUGUUAAUAUGAGAAACAGGGCUGAAGCUGUACUUCAACAUAUUGCAGAACUAAAUCCAUACGUUCAUGUCACAUCAUCUUCUGUUCCUUUAAAUGAUAACACAGAUCUCUCCCUCUUAAAGAAAUACCAGUGUGUAGUAUUGACUGAUGUUAAACUCCCAUUGCAAAAGAAGAUCAAUGAUUUUUGCCGUUCUCAGUGUCCUCCAAUUAAGUUCAUCAGUGCAAAUAUACAUGGAAUUUGGUCACGGUUAUUUUGUGAUUUUGGUGAUGAAUUUGAAGUUGUAGAUACAACAGGAGAAGAACCAAAAGAAAUUUUCAUUUCAAACAUUACGCAAGCUAAUCCUGGCAUUGUCACUUGCCUUGAAAAUCAUCCUCACAAACUUCAGACAGGACAAUCUUUAACAUUUCGAGAAAUUAAUGGAAUGACAGGCUUAAAUGGAUCUGUGCAACAAAUAACUGUGGUAUCACCAUUUUCUUUUAGCAUUGGUGAUACUAGAGAACUGGAACCUUACUUACAUGGAGGCAUAGCUGUUCAAGUUAAGACUCCUAAAACAUUUUGCUUUGAGCCAUUGGAGAGGCAAAUAACACAUCCAAAGUACCUUAUUGCGGAUUUUAGCAAACCCGAGGUACCUUUACAGAUUCACACAGCUAUGCUUGCCUUGGACCAGUUUCAAGAGAACUAUGGCCGUAAGCCAAAUACUGGAUGCCAGCAAGAUUCAGAAGAGUUAAUGAAAUUAACAAUAUCUAUAAGUGAAACCUUGGAAGAGAAGCCUGAAGUAAAUGCUGACAUUGUGCAUUGGCUCUCUUGGACUGCUCAAGGCUUUUUACCCCCACUUGCUGCUGCAGUAGGAGGUGUUGCAAGCCAAGAAGUAUUGAAAGCUGUGACAGGAAAGUUUUCUCCUUUGUGCCAGUGGUUAUUCAUUGAAGCAGCAGAUGUUAUUGAAUUCCUAGGGAAACCUGAACGUGAAGAUUUUCUCCCACGAGGAGAUAGAUAUGAUGCCUUACGAGCCUGCAUUGGAGACACAUUGUGUCAGAAGCUACAAAAUUUAAAUAUUUUCUUAGUAGGAUGUGGAGCCAUAGGCUGUGAAAUGUUAAAAAAUUUUGCUUUACUUGGUGUUGGCACAAACAAAGAAAAGGGAAUGGUUACAGUUACAGAUCCGGAUUUGAUAGAAAAAUCCAACUUGAAUAGACAGUUUCUGUUUCGUCCUCAUCACAUUCAGAAACCUAAAAGCUAUACUGCUGCUGAUGCAACUCUAAAAAUAAAUCCUCAAUUAAAGAUAGAUGCACAUUUAAACAAAGUGUGCCCGGCCACUGAGGCUAUUUACAAUGAUGAAUUUUAUACUAAACAAGAUAUAAUUAUUACUGCAUUAGAUAAUGUGGAAGCCAGGAGAUAUGUAGACAGCCGCUGCUUAGCAAAUCUAAGACCCCUCUUAGAUUCUGGAACAAUGGGCACUAAAGGACACACUGAAGUUAUUGUACCUCAUUUAACUGAAUCUUACAAUAGUCAUCGGGAUCCCCCAGAAGAGGAAAUACCAUUUUGUACACUGAAAUCCUUUCCAGCUGCUAUUGAACAUACCAUACAAUGGGCAAGAGAUAAGUUUGAAAGUUCCUUUUCCUACAAGCCUUCACUGUUUAACAAAUUUUGGCAAACCUAUUCAUCAGCAGAAGAAGUACUACAGAAAAUGCAAACUGGACACAGUUUAGAAGGUUGUUUUCAAGUUAUUAAGUUACUUAGCAGAAGACCUAGAAAUUGGUCCCAGUGUGUAGAAUUAGCAAGAUUAAAGUUUGAGAAAUACUUUAACCAUAAGGCACUUCAGCUUCUUCACUGUUUCCCUUUGAACACACGAUUAAAAGAUGGUAGUUUAUUUUGGCAGUCACCAAAGAGGCCACCCUCUCCAAUAAAAUUUGAUUUAAAUGAACCUUUGCACCUCAGUUUCCUUCAGAAUGCUGCUAAAUUAUAUGCUACAGUCUACUGCAUUUCAUUUACAGCAGAGGACUUAUCAACAGAUGCUCUCAUGAAUAUUCUUUCCGAAGUAAAGAUUCAGGAAUUUAAGCCUUCCAACAAGGUUGUUCAAACAGAUGAAACUGCAAGGAAACCUGACCAUGUUCCUAUUAGCAGUGAAGAUGAGAGAAAUGCUAUUUUUCAACUAGAAAAAGCUAUUUCAUCCAACAGAACUACCACAAGUGAUCUUCAGAUGGCGGUACUCUCAUUUGAAAAAGAUGAUGAUCGUAAUGGACACAUAGAUUUCAUUACAGCUGCAUCAAAUCUUCGUGCUAAAAUGUAUAGUAUUGAACCAGCUGAUCGUUUCAAAACUAAGCGCAUAGCUGGCAAAAUUAUACCUGCAAUAGCAACAUCCACUGCUGCAGUUUCUGGCUUGGUUGCAUUGGAGAUGAUCAAAAUAGCUGGUGGCUAUCCAUUUGAAGCUUACAGAAAUUGCUUCCUUAACUUAGCCAUUCCAAUUAUAGUUUUCACAGAGACAUCUGAAGUGAGAAAAACUGAAAUCAGAAAUGGAAUAUCAUUUACUAUUUGGGAUAGAUGGAUUAUACAUGGAAAAGAAGAUUUUACCCUUUUGGAUUUCAUAAAUGCAGUCAAAGAAAAGUAUGGAAUUGAACCUACAAUGGUGGUACAAGGAGUCAAAAUGCUUUACGUUCCUGUGAUGCCUGGACAUGCAAAAAGAUUGAAGUUAACAAUGCAUAAACUUGUGAAACCUUCUUCUGAAAAGAAAUAUGUGGAUCUUACUGUUUCAUUUGCUCCAGACACUGAUGGAGAUGAAGAUUUGCCUGGACCUCCAGUAAGAUACUACUUUAGUCACGACACUGAUUAACAGAAUUUAUCUGAAAGUUUCUCCGUGACUACUUGAUUUUAGAAAGUCUGUAUUUAAUUCAGAAACUGAAAAAAUCAAUUCAUAAUACCAUGGAUUUCUUUGAUGACGCCUUAAUUUAAGGGACGUAUGAGUAGAAAACUACUGUGAAGAGUAGUCAAACAUUUUCAUGCGUAGUAUACACUUGACUAAGUGCUUCCUAUGCAGAUAUGAUCACAGGCAACUUUGAACUGGAAUGUCAUUUUAUAAUGCUUACAACUAAUUUGUAUAUAAACUUUUCUGGGAGAAAAGAAGGAAAAAAUAUGUAUACAUACAUAACCAGAAGAAAUAAGAGAUCAAGAAAUUAUCAAAUACAACUAUCCAAAAAGUUGAAUCCUACCAUAUGAAUUUCUUUCUUGUUUAGUAUUCGUGCCCAGUUAUCUAUAUAAAUACUAUUUGGCACCCUGCCUCACUCAUGACUAGGCUUUGAAUUUAAUACCAGCAGAAAGGGGAGAGAGAGUAGCAGUGGGUGAAGAAUAGAUAGUUUGAAUUAUAGUUACAGUUUACUGUUCUGAUAUCUCUGUUAAUUUAACCAGAAUUUGUUGUAUCACUGUCUCCUCAAAAUCUAAAUCUUUGUUGACAUCAGUGUUGUAAGCCAUAAGUAGUAGGUCAGAUAGCAUAUGUUAACUCAGAGUAUAUGUUAACAGUAUUAUAUGAAUUCUGACUGCCUUCUUAGAGAACCCAUGAAUGUGAACAGAUAAAUGUGGCUAAUCAUUUGAUUAUUUUCAGUAUGCUUUCUAAUGUGGCUAGUUUAUUUAUUUGGAACUCUAAAACUGAUUGUUAUAAGACUAAAAGGUUUUAUAAAGGGAGUGUCCUCAGUAUAUGAAAAGUAGAAAUGAAAAAUCACCACUAGUUAAUUCUUGAUUUUUUUUUUCUUCCCACAACUAAAUGAACAGAAAAAAGAUAUUUUGUUCUAAAGGAAAAUAAAACAUACUGUUUUAUUCUGCUUUCCCAGAAAGGGGGUUUAUAAAAAUCAAAAUUUAUUUUUUUAGAUCUUUAUCAAUAGAAAAUUUCUGUUUUCUGAUAUGAACUACUACAGAUACAUAAAUGCUUUCAUUAAAAUGACAGUAUAUUCAACACUGUAAAUAAGAGAAGCGUUUCUCUUAUAUCUAAGACAGUCAUGCAUUCUAAAGCAGUUGGCAUUUUAUAACCCAGGAAGUCAUUUCCCUCUUCUCUCUGGUGCUGAGCACUAGUAAGCACUAAAUGCUAAGUGUACAUCAGUAUUCCUCCAAUUUGGUCUCUUUUUAUACUGUAAACUUUAUUUACAGGUAGUUUAAAUUGUUUUUUCAACCAACUGUAUUUUCGUUCUUUUGUAUAAUAUACAGUUGGGAAAAAUACAUUUAAGCUUGGAAAGGUGUAUUUGUAUGAUUAAAAGAUAAUUUGUGUAUUUGGAGGUAAAGAGAAAGGGACAAAAUAAGUUUAAAAGAAACAGCUAACUUUGACAUAAGCAAUUUUUGUUUGCCAGAUCCUAAACUCUCCCAUUAUGCAUAUCACAAGUAUAAUCCUUAAAAUUGAAUCUAGGAAUAUCACAUUCUGUCAUUUGGGACUGUAGACACUAGAAAUAAUACAGUGACCUUGCUGUAAUAAACCUUUUCCCCACUUUUACUUUGUUUUGUGUUCUAUGACAGUAAUUGCCGUUUUUCAGGCAGCCAUUCAGUGAUCCCCAUCUAUGGUCUAAUAACUUCCUUAUACGUGAUCUAAAUCUCCAUAUGUCUUUGGAAAUAAAUUUAGAACCAUGCUGUCAGUUCUUACAGAGAUCAAAGUCAACGAAAUUUAUGGGUUUUUUUUUUUUGUGAUUAAACCUAAAACCAUUUUGUCAUUGCUUUUUUCCCCCUUGUUGAUAACAGGUAUUGUCAUUAAUUUCUCUAAUUAGUUCUACUAAGCUGAAAAACCAGGGUGAGGUUAAUGACAACUAUUCUCAUUAUCUCUUGUUUUUUCUGUACCAUGAAAUCACUAUUGGUGAUUGAUUAUAUCAAAUGCAAGAACUGAUUUUGUAUGGUACCACUGAGUAAUUUUUUACUUAUUAAAAAAUAAAUUAAGAACUUUGACAAUAUCUUUUGUAAAUCCUGUUCCUUAGUUAACUCCAGAGAUCUGAUUGUUGUAUUCAUUUUGUAUGUUUACUGUGAUGUUUCCUAACUUCUAAGUUUUGCAACUAUGAAGGUAUAGUAUUCACUAUGUGUGGACAGACAUUGCUUUCAAAGUGCUUUUGGCUGCUGGAAAUUCUACUGAAACAAUUGGGAAAUGGUGGUGACCAUAUGAAAUCUAAGUCUGGUAAAUUCUAGACUUUUGGGGGGAUGUCCAAAGUCCAUUCCAUUUUAGACUUCAACGUAGUUAUGUUAAGUUUUUCUAAAUUAAGUUGCUAAAAUAUUACUUAGAAAUAGUUGAGAUUGUUUUGUAGCCUUGUCUUUAUGUUUUGCCUGUUAAUGCACUCUCUGGGGGAACUACUAACAAAGCAUAAAAAAAUGGCAGUAGUGUUUAGAGUUAGUUUUCUAAUUAGUAAAAUAAAGAGAAAAAAAUGUGAUUUCAUGGGAAAAUAUCUUGACCUAAUAAUUUUUGGGUCUUUUGACCUAAAAAUUCUCAUCAUCUUUUAAGUACUUUUAACAAAUCCAAAAAUGGAAACAGGAAAUUGACAUGUUGGUGUUUGUCAUAAGUAAUCAGUGGUUGAUUUGUUUGUUUUGUUCUUAAUAUUCCCUUUUUUUAAAACUGAGUAACAUACAUUGAAAAUAUAUAUUAAAAGAAGCAUAUAAAAUAUUUUUUUAAGAAAUUGCAGUUUGAGGAAUGAUUAUAAGGUAACCACUUUUAUAACUAGCUCUGAAGUCAAUAGAACAUUGACAGCAUCCCAGAAAUUUUCCUGUAUCUUCUUAAUUACAGCCAACUUACCCACACACAACCUCUGGCAAUUACCACUGCUCCCAUCUUUUAUGAAACCUGUGUCUUUGGGUUUAUUUAUAACAUUACACCUAAAUAUGUACCUAAACAAUAAAGUAUAUUUUUGUUAACUUUUUAAAAUCUUACAUAAAUGGAAUAAUACUGUAUUGUUUUGUCACUGCUGCUUUUAUUCAAUAUGUACUUCAUCCUUGAUGUAUAAAGAUAUACUUUAUUCAUCUUCAUUGCUGAAUAAUUUACCUUUUACAUUAAUAUACCACAUUUAUUCAUCUGAUUGCUGUGGACAAAUGGGAUGUUUUCGUUGUGGAACAGUCACAGUUAUGCAAUGAACAUUAUUGCAUGUGUCUCCCAUCACAACUAAUGUAUAGACCUAAUAUAGAAUUGCUUAGUCACACAGUACUACAUCUUCAAUCCUAACAAUAUAAGUUUUUCCUGAGUAAUAUAAAUGUUCUGUAUAUCCUCCCAACACUGAUAUAAACAGAUUUUAUUUUAAUUUUGCGACCUUGUAAAUAUGUAGUUGUAUCUCGUUCAUGUUUUAUCCUGCAUUUCCAUAAUUACUAGUGAAAUUGAUUACUUUUUCAAAAAGUCUUAUUAACCACUGAUUUUUUUAUAACACAUUCAGAUCUUUUGUCACUUUUCUAUUGUGGUAGAAAUCCUUUUUUUCAUUGAUUCAUAAAGUUCUUUUUAAGUCCUAUUCUUUGGUAGCUAGAAAAUAGCCAUUAUUUUCUCUCACUGUUACCUUGCUUUUUCCACUGUAUAUUGCUUUUCUUUUAUUUUAAACAAAAAUGUUAAUAAUUUGGUGCUGAAAAGUAUUACUAUUUUUGUUCUAAAGUAAGAAUUUUUUGUGAAUUGUUUUUCAAAAAGUAUUCUACCCCAAGGUCAUGAAGAGAACUCUCUAUUGUCUGCUGCCAGUUCAGUUGUGCCUUUCACAUGUGUGUUUUUAAUUCAUGAAGAAUUAAUUUUGUCUAUGCUGGGAAUUGCCUCACUGACAUUAAUUGAAGUCUUAGUGCCACAAGACAUACACCUAUUAUGUAUUUCUUUCUAAAUUUUUGUUCCUUCUCUAUCCCUAUGCUACGUGUAUAGUGUGUCUAUCACUGUAACUGAUAAUUGUGUUUGAUAAUUGGCAGAACAAGACCUCUCACUCUAUUAAAAUCUUGGUUAUUAUUAGACCUUUGUAUUUUCAGUUCUCAAAUUUCUAAUCACAGACAUGUAAAUUUAUCAGUCUUGCAGAUUUUACUUGUCUUGCUAACAUUGUCAUCUUUUAUCUACCUGAACAUGAAAACAUUGCAUUUAACA
This is a messenger RNA of Condylura cristata (star-nosed mole), 7430 nucleotides long. It is a transcript of the gene UBA6, whose product is annotated as ubiquitin-like modifier activating enzyme 6. Gene Ontology annotation, cellular component: cytoplasm; SUMO activating enzyme complex. The record is from RefSeq and is a predicted model, not a curated record. NCBI's taxonomy places the organism in Eukaryota, Metazoa, Chordata, Mammalia, Eulipotyphla, Talpidae. The coding region runs from base 54 to 3212 and encodes 1052 amino acids. Gene Ontology annotation, biological process: protein sumoylation. The transcript has 33 exons. Gene Ontology annotation, molecular function: SUMO activating enzyme activity.